AUGGCCACAUCAAUUCUAGGUUUUCAUACCUUUCUCUUUUCUUCUACCACGUCAAUUCUUGCGAAGCCCGACUCUGAGGUGAGCAGCCUGAGCCAGUCGUCGCCGGGUCGAUCUCCUCGUCACUCUGUUCACUACGCUAUGAGCUCAUAUCGCGACUCUUCCCACCACGGCGAAAUGAUCAUCAACUCCUUCCAUUCAAGCCCGCUCCAGAGCCCAUUGGGCUUCCGCCCCACUCCCACUCCCACUCCCACUCCUUAUCGGGCCCACAUUCCCACGAGUCCGACUCUCGCAAAGUCAAGAUCACCACCUCUCACCAGAAAAGCACUUGGAGACUGGAAACAUCAGUUCCACGCCACCGAAGAAGAAGGCCCCCUCGACCCUCACGACUUUUGCCAGCAUGGCCUACCUCGCCGAAAGAAUUGA
Molecule: messenger RNA, 423 nt
Organism: Prosopis cineraria
Lineage: Eukaryota; Viridiplantae; Streptophyta; Magnoliopsida; Fabales; Fabaceae
Exons: 1
Coding region: 1-423 (140 amino acids)
Source: RefSeq, a predicted model, not a curated record